Paramecium sonneborni is the source of this 3259-nucleotide messenger RNA. NCBI's taxonomy places the organism in Eukaryota, Ciliophora, Oligohymenophorea, Peniculida, Parameciidae. The record is from the annotation of a GenBank genome assembly.
AUGAGUGUUAGAUCAUUAAUGCAUUCACAGAAUAGUGGAAGAAAACAUAAAACUGAACCUGAUAAACUUAGUAGGAUUUCUUCAACUGAUAUGAGAGGUAUUGAAAAUUUAAAAAAUUUUUUAAGGUCCAUUUAAAUAUGAACCUUUAUAAAAUAUAGCUCAUCCAAUAUAACCUGAAGAUGAUUUUUCAAUAAAAGAUCCAACUCUAAAAACAGUUGAUAAAUCAAGGAUUUCUUAAUCUUUUUAUAGAAUUAAUUCUCCAUAACUAAGUUUUAGAUCUAAAACUUCUCAAAGUGAACCAGAAGAAAGUCCUUUUGUUUUGAGUUUUCCACCAAAAUAAUUAGAAAAUAUACGCAAAAGAUCUAAAAGCAAAUAAAUAUUUUAUUUUGUUGAGAAACUUAGAAAAAGGUUUAGAAUAGAUAGCAUGGCCAAAAAGUUUUAGUAUUUAUAUGAUUAGGAAAAUAAUUUCAUAGAUGAUAGUUGUAACAUAAAUAUCAUAUGUAGAGGGACCUUGUUACCGACAUCUUCAAUAUUAUAGAGUUGGAAUGUGACUUUUUUUACUUUAUUACAUGUGAUGCUAAUAUUUGUUCCUUUAUCUACAGCUUUAGAAAUCCAAGACAUCAAUUAUCUUUUUUUAGGCCUCAAAUUAAUAGAUAUUGGAAUUUAAUUAAGCAGUUCCUUUACUUAAAAUGGUUUAUUAAUAACUAGUUUCAAAUCAAUUUCAUUGAGAUAUUACAAAUAGUUUUUAUGUUAUGAUGCUGUAUUUAAUAAAUUUAUUUAAUAUAGUUUACAAUAAUUGGAUUUGUAUUUUUAAAUACAUUACCAUAAUCAAUCAAAUUUUAUGUACUCACAAUAAUUAUAAUCAGUUUAAUUAGAAGGUAUUAUGAGAUAGAAAUAUUUUUAAAAUUGUAAGUAAAUUUUGAUUUAACAUUUUAGUGAGUAUAAUCUAUUUUCUCCUUACUUAUAAAUUAUAAAUAGUCUAAUAAAGAUUAUAUUACUCAUUCACAUUAUAACUUGUUAUUAAUAUGGAUUAUUUUAUCAUAGUAAUUUAUUAUUUGAUUCUUAUGUGUCAACUUUUAGCAUAGUUAUUUCUAUUUUUACAUUUAAUUCAAAUUACACACCUAAUGAUUAGAAUGAAAUGAUAUUUUACAGUUGUGUUGCAUUUAGUUCAAUUAUAAGUUUUGCCUAUUUGUUGACUUAAUGUCUAUAUCUAUUUAAAAAUGCAAGAUUUUCCUCUUAAUUAAGUGAGUUUUUGGCUAUUAAUAAAUUGGAUUCAAAUUUAAAGUGUAAAAUUAUUAAUCACAUUUUAAAUCAACCUAAAUUUUAUCAUAAUUAGUUUGUAUCAAAAUUAUCAGGUCAAUUACUUUAAGAAUUUAAUAGAAUGUAGAGAUUUUAAUUAUUGACUAAAUAUUUUAAAUACUAUAAUAUUCAUACAAUAUAAACAUUAAUAAACUUUAGUGAAGAUAUUAUAUGUUAACCAAAUUAGAUUAUAGUAACAGAAUCUGAAUGUGAUGAUUGUUCAUUGUACUUUAUAGUUGAAGGAAAUUUUAAGAUUGUAAACAAGAUGGGGAUCUAAUUAUAAAUUUUGGGAGUAAUAUAGUAAAUAUUUUUUUCAGCCAGAAUAAACGUUUGGUGAAAUCUCAUUUUAUACUUAAUUGCCUAGAUCUGCUACAGUAGUUAGUGAAGGAGUAUGUAGAUUAUUAAGAAUAAGAAGGGAUGUAUUUUUGAAACUCUUAACUUUUAGUGAUAAAGUAUAAUAAUUGAUAAAUAUUUUGAAUAGUAAUAUUUCUAUAGUAUGAAAGACCGAAUUCUAAUCCAUAAAGAUUUACCUUGUUAAUGUUUUUGUUGUUCUUCAUAUGAUCAUUUGAUAACCAAAUGUCCUUUGUUAAUUUAUCGUCCAGAUAAAGAAAAGGUGAUAAAGGCUCUAAUAUAUCCUAGAAGAAAUUUGAGAUAAAAACGUAACAAAUUUGUAAAUAGAUUAGAUUAAAGAAGAUUAACAAAAGACACUAAGGCUUAUGACUUUGCUAAAGAUGCAGAAGCCAACUAAGAUUAUUUAUUAUAGUUGUAUUCAGAACAUCAUUUUUAAUCUUCUAAUUAAUAUAGUCAAUCUAAUUUACCAUAUGAUGAUGUUUAUAUCAAAGAGAGCUAUGCAUCAGCAUAAAGUUUUAGUAGAGUAAGUAGAGAAAAAUCACUAUUAAAAAGUACAUCUCUAUUAAAAGAAAAAUCAAUACAUGAUUAAUCGAUAAUGAAUGAUGCGUAAUUAUAUUAAACUAUUUAUUUAUAGAAGCUAUUUAGAUACAUCUGAGAAAUAAUAUAUUCUACAUUAAGGGGAAAUGGAUGAUGAUAAAUUCAUUAGUUUAGUAAGAAAAGAUUAAUAGAAAAAUACAUUUGCAACUGCUGGUUUUGGAAAUGCUGGAUAAUAAUCAAUAAAAGAUUAAAAAUCAUUAAAUAUAAUAGUAGAGAAUGAAAGUUCAGAGAAUUCGCCUUCUUUAGAAAAUGCUUUAGAGUUAACAAAUUAAUUAUAAAGAAAUAAAGAUCCGAAAUUAACAUUCAAUUAUAAUUUUGACAAUUAAAUGAGUGAUUUAUAGAACAAAUAUCAACAAUAUUAAAGAAAUGCUACAGAAUCAAAUCAUUCUCUGAAACGAUAAGAUAAUAGAUAACAUUCAGUUAGAUAAAAUUCUUCAAGAUCUCAAACUUAUAGUCCAAUAGCAUCAAAUAAUAUAACAGCAAAUUCAUAUAGAUCUUAGAUGAAAUAAAAUGAAUAUACAUAAUCAGCAUCUGGUCUUCAUAGAAGGUUAAUUAAUGAUUAAUUAUUAAAUUUUAGAUCUAUAUCAGGAGUAAAUAGAUAAUACACAGAUAGUCCAGAGAUUUAAAGUAAAAGGGGAACUAAUCGAAAAAAGUCUACAAAGACAGGUACAAAAAUAUCUGUAUUACAUUCAUAAUUUUAACCAUUUAGUGGAUUUGAUGUAUUUUUUUAAUAAUAUUGUGUAGAAUCCAAUUAGUUGUAAUUUAGGAGAUGAUGAUUUUGAAAAGCUUUACUAAUUUGAAAUUUAUUUACCUUAUAAUAAUUAUGACAUUGUAAUUUAUAAGUAAUUAAUACAAUUAAAUAGAUUUAAUCAAUUUAAUAAAAAUACAAGAUUAAAAAAACUAUCUAGAUAUUUUUUAUCAUUUAAGUUAGCUUAAUAGAUUUAACGUUUAAAAGCAAAGUAAUAAUUUAUUUAUAAUUUAUUAAAGAUAACAUAAUACAUUAUAGAAUUGA